AUGGAACAGCUGCUCAUUGAGGGUAAUACUAAAUACGCACCAGCACAUCAAACAUGGACUCGUGCGGAGCGGUUCAAGAAUAUUAUCGUUGUGUGUUGCAUGGAUCCCCGUAUCAACCCAUACGAGCAACUUGGUCUUGAAUCUGGAGCAGCCAUAACCAUCCGUAAUGCGGGAGGAUCUGCAAAGGAAGCGCUACGCAGUAUUCUUGUCGCACAACAUGCCAUCAAAGUUGGAACACACAUCGCAGUGCUGCAUCAUACCGAUUGUGGUAUGACGAAAACUACCACUCCAGAGAUGCAGCAUCUUGUCAAAGAUUGGUGCUCUGGGAAUACACAAGUCGCUGAAGCGGUGGAAAGAAUUGACUUUUACCACAUUAGUGACUUGAAAGAUUCCGUCAAACGGGAUGUCGAGUGGUUGAAGAGCAACCCAAUGAUCAAACCAGCCGAGGUCUCCGGUUGGAUUUACGAUGUGGAAACAGGAAAGAUCACCGAGGUUGCGGCGUGA
Mycena indigotica is the source of this 504-nucleotide messenger RNA. RefSeq names its product Protein kinase domain-containing protein. The record is from RefSeq and is a predicted model, not a curated record. The transcript has 5 exons. NCBI's taxonomy places the organism in Eukaryota, Fungi, Basidiomycota, Agaricomycetes, Agaricales, Mycenaceae. Gene Ontology annotation, molecular function: carbonate dehydratase activity; zinc ion binding. The coding region runs from base 1 to 504 and encodes 167 amino acids.